AUGUCUGUCACUCCCAUUCCUUGGCUCAAAAUGAGUAGUGUCCCAACACCACGCAAACCGGCUGCUGACUACUUUCAUCGGUUCAGCUCUUAUCCACCUCCCUGCCAUUUCGUUGCCUGCCAAGCUGCACACUCUGAAUGUAAUUAUCAUUCCCUUGUCUUUGAUAAACUGGGCGCAUCUCCCCUACCUUCCCUACCCCUCUCCUCUCAGCUGACCUUCACUCACCUCCACACUCGUCUGAAAUAA
Protopolystoma xenopodis is the source of this 246-nucleotide messenger RNA. Lineage: Eukaryota; Metazoa; Platyhelminthes; Monogenea; Polystomatidea; Polystomatidae. The record is from the annotation of a GenBank genome assembly.